UCCCAAAUUUCAGUUUUAGUAUCCUUGGGAAGGAUGUGGACGAUGGUUUCUUCCCCAAAAACAGAGACACAAACACAAACGUUAUUUGGCAAUUCAAUUACAACAUCAAGGCAUCACGGGCAACUCCAACGCACCCGAAAAAGAAGCAAAAUAUCCUUAUCUCUGAAAACCCCUGCAGCUUCAUUAGCACCGAAAUGCCACAAAACAACUCCAUCCUCCUCUGUCCAAUCAAAAAAUGCCCAAGAAGAGGGAAUUCCCGGAGAAGACGUGAAAAUCCUGGUCAAGUUCAAGUCGCGCCACAACUACAUCCGCGUUCUAGAAGUUUCUAGAGAAGCCGAGCACCCCUUGCGCGGUUCCAGGUUGCUUCUUCUGGACGCCCCCGGAAACAUCCACAGCAUAUCAUUCCUCUUCAAAACGUUAACCAACACCUACUUCGAUGUCUUCGCCACCCUCCCACCCAUAGUGCCACCUGGACCCCUCGCCAUCCUCGGCUUCGGCGCCGGCUCCGCGGCUCGCAUUCUCCUCCACCUCUACCCCGAUGCCAUUCUCCACGCCUGGGAGCUCGACCCCUCCGUCAUCCAAGUCGCCAGAGAGUACUUCAACCUUGCCACACUCGAGAGGGAACACCAGAAGCGCCUUUUCAUCUACGUCGGCAACGCUUUGAACGCCACUUUGCCCAACGGCUUCUCCGGGAUUGUCGUCGACUUGUUCUCCAAAGGGAGCUUGAUUCCGGAGCUUCAGGAGCCUGCCACGUGGGAGAAGCUGAGGCAGCGUUUGAAGAGAGGAGGGAGGAUUAUGGUGAAUGUUGGAGGGAGCUGUGUGGAAGCCGAGAGUAGGCUCAGAGAUGGUAAGUUUCUUAUGCAAGAAACUCUCAAGGCCAUGAGAGCCGUUUUCGGAGAGAGGCUUUUUGUUCUCAAUGUUGGCAAUCGCAAGGACGAUAGCUCUCUUGCUCUUACUGGGGAUUUGCCCCAACAUGAUGCAUGGAAGAAGGCCCUUCCUGCUCCCUUGAAAUGCUAUGUCGAUAUGUGGAAGCCUUACUCUGCUUAGUCACCCCUUUUUGCUCAUCAAUUGUUUGUGUUUAUUCCUCCGUGAAAUAUUUUCUUUUGCUCCUUCACUUUUUCAAUACCCGCAAGCAAGGUAAUUGAUUAAUCCCAUUUUUGCAUGCUUAAACCAUUCACCAAUUAAACAUGCAGUUAUAGGCUUGUUAAGUGUUUUUAUCAGUUGAGUGGUAAGGUUAGGUUUGCUAAAGUAGAAUCAGUUUGAGCCAUGGACGAUCUAUUCAUUAUGUGCAGAUUCAAGUAAAAAUCCAAGUAUUAAAUAAAAUGUCGAGCAGGACGAUCUGGUUGUGCAAUUAGCUGUGUUGGCAUCAUUGGAGGAGAGAUGCGUAGAAAUGAUAUAAAAUGUAUGCGGAUAACAUUACUCAAACGUAGAAUACACAGUCAUUUUGCUUUCUGUUUUUAGGAUUAUUCAGUCACUGGUCAUUGAUGUUUAAUACAAUCAGGAUUUUUUUACAGACAUCAAAUAUCAAAUUGGUUA
This is a messenger RNA of Abrus precatorius (Indian licorice), 1536 nucleotides long. Its product is annotated as probable polyamine aminopropyl transferase. Gene Ontology annotation, biological process: polyamine biosynthetic process. Gene Ontology annotation, molecular function: thermospermine synthase activity. Lineage: Eukaryota; Viridiplantae; Streptophyta; Magnoliopsida; Fabales; Fabaceae. The transcript has a single exon. The record is from RefSeq and is a predicted model, not a curated record. Bases 34 to 1047 code for a protein of 337 amino acids.